Molecule: messenger RNA, 1115 nt
Organism: Canariomyces notabilis
Lineage: Eukaryota; Fungi; Ascomycota; Sordariomycetes; Sordariales; Chaetomiaceae
Product: P-loop containing nucleoside triphosphate hydrolase protein
Exons: 2
Coding region: 121-1026 (301 amino acids)
Biological process (GO): SRP-dependent cotranslational protein targeting to membrane
Cellular component (GO): cytoplasm
Molecular function (GO): GTP binding
Source: RefSeq, a predicted model, not a curated record
ACCCCAACUCGAGGCUUGCAAGUCUGCAGCCCAAGCACUGGAUGGGAUGCCGAUUUAUGCUUGGAUGCCCAACUGCACUGUUUCAAUGAGGCUCCAGGAAGCUUCAUUUUUGUUGUGACGAUGGCAGCAGCCCCGGAUGCACCCCUGCAGACCCGCGUGGUCGACGACAAAUCGCCGCUCUGCAUCCCCUUCAUCCUCUCGCGCGUCCAAAAGUAUCGGGAGCAACACUCAGCGGAGUCCAAUGCCCGGCCAUUCAUUGUGGGCUUGAACGGCGUGCAGGGCAUCGGCAAAACGACGCUCGUCCGCGCCCUGGCCCAGAUUCUGCAGGAGCGCGAAGGUCUGGCGACCCUUGUGGUCAGCAUCGACGAUUUCUACUUCACCCACGCAGACCAGCUCGCACUAGCCGCAGCGCACCCAGACAAUGCAUUGGUGCAGUAUAGGGGAGAGCCCGGUACGCAUGACAUCCCCCUAGCCAAAGCAUUCUUCUCCGCGCUGUGCCAGAACCAGCCCGUCCGCGUACCCCAGUACGACAAGUCGGCCUUUUCGGGCCUAGGUGACCGCCUGCCGGAAGACUCUUGGCCCACCGUCACGAAAGCCGACGUUGUGAUUCUCGAAGGGUGGUGCGUCGGGUUCCGGCCUCUGGACGCCGCCACCGUCGAGGCCAAGUGGAAAGGAGCGAGCCGUACGCUGCACAACCACAAGCUGGAACACCUGCUCUUUGUCAACUCGUGCCUACACGACUACAACACUUUGACCGACCUGCUCGACGCCUUCAUCCACAUCGACGCCGAAGACACGGAAUACGUGUAUAGCUGGCGGCAGGAGCAAGAGGCGCAGCUGCGGCAGGAGCGUGGUGCCGGCAUGACAGACGAGCAGGUAAUCAAGUUUGUCGACGCCUAUUACCCGGCCUACGAGCUUUUCACCGACCGGGUGAGGGCAGGGAUAUUCCUGCCUGAUCGACCCGGGUGCCAGCUCAGGCUGGUGGUCGGCAGGGACAGGAGCGUGCAGGACAAGAUGGUGCUCUAAGAAGUGCCAAAACAGUAUACUCGGAUUACAGCUACAUACCUAGCCGAUCUAUAAAUAUGCUAUGACAUGAUAUAUAUGAAGACGGGUCU